CCAUCUGAAGCUAAUUUUUUCAACAAGCCACUUGAGAACUACCAUUACAUGACUGUCAUAUUUGGGAAUCAUCAAGCAACUGGACUAUUUGCAAAAUGCACCAGUGAUCCCCUAGGUUUCGACACAUCUGAAAGUGCAGGUACAUAUGGUGUGGGUUAUUCUGGAGACUUGGCUGGUCAUGAGAGUAACAAUGCAAGUCCAACUCGUGAUAGUGGAGAAUCAUUGAACCCAAGUGGUCCAAUUCGUGAUGGUGGAGACUCAUCUACUCGAAGUGGUGCAAGAAGGAAGAGAGGGCACAUGAUAAUGGAAGAUGAGGAUCCAUUGAUAUGCACUGUCACUGAAGCUUUUAAGACUCUUUCAGAUGCAAUCAAGCAGUCAGCACCACAACCACGUCCGAUAAUCCCACCCAACCUAUGGACUAUGAUGAAACAGAUUCCUGUUUUUGAAAGAGAACAUAUAGCACACUACUAUGGCUACUUGUGUGAGAAUCCAGCCCUUGCUUAUGCCUUUCUAGAGAUGGGACUAGAUGAUCAAAUGGUAUGGGUGUCUAGGUACAUCAAGACUCAUCUUUCUGAUUGAUGCAUCAAAAAAGCAGAUUAGCCUAAAACUUGUGUCUGAAACUUUUUAGUUAUUUCUAUGAUGGAUGGAGUCUAUGAAACUUCUCUUUGAACAUUGAUAUGGAUGUUGGAUAACUUCUCAAUUUUAUUUGUAUGCUGGAUAAUGUUGAAUAUGUAUGUUGGAUAAAUUCUCAGUUUUUAAUAUAUGUUGGAUAAUGCUGGAUAAGUACUCGUGAAGAUACAAGUUUCAAUUUUCAGUUUUAUCUAUGUUAUAACUUUCAGUUUUUAUGUAUGUUGGAUAAAAAUGCAACCUUUUUGGUGUGGUGAGUGAAAGCAGAUUGAGCGUCGCUUGAUGACAUGCUUCUUCAAAACAAACAAAAAAUGGAUUCACCUGCUUCCUCAAAACAAACAAAAAAUGGAUUCACCUCAUUUCUCUAACCAAACAUAAAGAAAGAACCAUCCAAUCCUGUGAGGAAUGAAUCCAUUCCGGAUCGGCUGAUUCCGGAUGGAGCCAAUCCCCUAA
Molecule: messenger RNA, 1080 nt
Organism: Zea mays
Lineage: Eukaryota; Viridiplantae; Streptophyta; Magnoliopsida; Poales; Poaceae
Exons: 1
Coding region: 49-579 (176 amino acids)
Source: RefSeq, a predicted model, not a curated record